Molecule: messenger RNA, 972 nt
Organism: Mauremys reevesii (Reeves's turtle)
Lineage: Eukaryota; Metazoa; Chordata; Testudines; Geoemydidae
Gene: NUPR2
Product: nuclear protein 2, transcriptional regulator
Exons: 2
Coding region: 35-442 (135 amino acids)
Biological process (GO): negative regulation of cell cycle; negative regulation of cell population proliferation; regulation of transcription by RNA polymerase II
Cellular component (GO): nucleus
Source: RefSeq, a predicted model, not a curated record
GGUGAGUUAGAGCCCGCCCUCCGCGGCGGAGCCAAUGGGAAGGCGGAGCGGAGUGUCCCCUCCCCCAGGUGGGCGGGACAGCGCUCCGACAGAGCCGGGCUCGGCAGGCAUGCGAGAGCCAGGGGCGCGGGAGGAGAGAGCGGGGCUGGGCGCCGCGAGGCCGCAGAAGGCAGCGCCCCCUGGGGCGGAGGAGGCCGAGGCCCGCUACGAUCCGUACGAGUGGUACAACGUGCGGGAGUGGAGCGGGCCGCGGGGCCCGGGCUCCGGCGGGAAGGGCCGCAGCCGCCGGGAGAGGGAGCUGCGCACCAACCGCCACCUCCCCGCCGGCCACGAGAGGAAGAUCGCCCAAAAGCUGCGCAACAGCCAGGCCAAGCGGCGCCGCCGGGAGCAGCGCGGGCCUCGCUCCACCCGGGCCGGGAGGCGCAGCGCCAGGGCUGAAUAGCAGUCCGGAUGUUAAACAUCUUCCCGCAUUCCAACUGCUGUUCCCAUUAGAAAAAGGGAGCCCUGUUCAGGAAUGCUAUGCAAUGGGAUCUCCUUAACCUCACCUGCUGCACUGCUGAAAUACCAUGUCUUGCAGGACAAAUAAGUGACACUUUUUUCAAUAAGACCAAGGUCCUUGCUACUUUUUUUGCCUCAUCUUGUGUUAUUUUAUAUAAUGACAACAGUAUGCUAAGAACUUUACAGACAAAUAUGAAGCCAGGGUUUGGGUCUUGGAGAUUUUACAUUUGAAGGCACUACAAGCAUAUCUUUUAGUAUGGAUGCUUGUGCCCAGGUGAAGCUUCAUCAAAGUCAGGGUUGCUUGCUAGGAUCCUGUUGCAGGGUCCAUCGAUGCAUGCUUUAAGUAGUCUCGUUGAACUCAAUGAGCUUACUCAGAUGUGUAAAAAUUUGCAAGAUUGGGGCCUUAAAUCUCUGGGUUGUUGAUUAAGGCCUUGAUUUUACAUGUGCAGGUGGAUCUCUUGUACUCACAAAGAA